AUGGCCCUGGACUGGCAGUCCAUGACAAAGAACUACGCACCCUGGAAUGACAUGUCGGAGGCUGCAGACGGAACUCACUCUAAUUACACUUUCGAUGGCUUGCUCAACGGAUGGAUGCCUGCUUCUCGAAAGAUUUACCGGGGCCUCGUUGACACAACCGACUGGGUUGAUAUCACUACAUUCGCCGACGUCGACUCUCCAGAUCCCGAUAUCGUUCACAUUUGGUUCUCUAUCAAGUAUGUCAAGGGCGGAGUCCUGCGUGCACAGAAGUAUGCUCUGGAUUACAAGCAGUUCCUGCCCUUGAAGGCGCAUCCUACUGCCGAUGACUUUUACCCUGCUUUGAUGCGGUUCGCCGACUACUGGGACUCGCACGUCAAAGACGAAAUAUCUUUGACUCUUCCGGAUGAGAGUUGGUCGGAUAUUGGAAAACAUGCCUUUGCUGUAGAGCUUGUUGGUCGCGCUGGAGGUGUCACUCCGAGGUACGGUGCCUUUGAACGCGACUAUGGCGGAUCAGAAUAUGACGGCUUCCAAGACAUCAUGACCAUGUCGCUCACAGCUAACUUGGCCUGGGGACGAUUUGCUCAGGCCAAGGCCAUCCUUGAGAACUACAUGGACUGGUAUGUCUACGACAACGGAGCCAUCAAGAUGCGUGGGCCUGCCGUGCCCCAGUUCGGCAUGUCACUUUCUUUGAUCGCACGCUAUGUCCAGUACACGGGCGACACUGCGUUUCCGGAGAAGUACAAGACGAAGAUCCUCGCCUGGGCCAACAUGCUCACCGCGCGCCAAGACGAGAACUUGAAGCUGCCUAAAGAUGAUCCAUACUACGGCCUCAUUUCUGGCUGGAGCGAAUCUGAUGCUGCACUGAGAAACGAUGCAUGGCGAUUCGAGAAACCGUACUGGAACAAUGCGGCGUUCGCUGCUCGCGGUCUUAAGGAUCUUAGCAAGAUUGAGACAUUUGCCGACCAUGCCAACGACUGGAACACUCGCGCUGAGCAGCUCAUAAACCAGACAUCCCUCAAAUUGGACCAAUGGAUCCAAAGGAACUUCACACCUGCUUAUGUUCCUGUCCUGCCGAAUGAAACAACCCAUGUUCUCGAGGACCUGGCCGAAAAGGGAGACGCAUCCUCUCAGUGGUGGCCGCACCGGGUCUACUCGGAACUGCUUCAAGCAUCAGUGCUCUCAUCAAACCAUACUGACAUGGUGAUUGACUCCAUGCGCGCCUACGGAAUUACUAGCGUGGGUGUCGUUGCCAACGUCACGCCCCUUAGGUCUGAUACUCGCGACAUCUUGGGCUUCAUUUCAUAUGGCUACGCCCUUUCGUUGCUUGUCCAGGACCGCCUUGAUGAGUUUGUGCUCUUCUUAUACUCUCAUCUGUAUCAUGUCUAUAACAGGGGCUUAUGGCUUGCGGCUGAAGUUGCCGGAACUGGAGGUGGUUCCAGCACAUACUGCCAGCCUUCCCAGUUUACGGUCCCCGUCUUGCUUAGAGCAGCAUUGUUAUUCGAUCACCCCGACAAGGAUGCUUUGCUAGUUGGACGAGGCGUUCCGAGGAAAUGGCUUAGCAAGGGUAAGGUCGGAGUACAGAGAGCCCCGACCAAAUGGGGAUCAGUCGACCUCGAUAUGCAGCUGGACGAGAAGGCGGCUACCAUCACGACGGUUCUAGGUUUCAGUAAGGCGCCUCCAGCUGAAGUUUGGGUUAAGCUGCGGGUUCCAGAAGGGAGUCAACUCAAGAAUGUCACCGUCGACGGUAGCGCGGCGGAGUAG
This is a messenger RNA of Colletotrichum lupini, 1761 nucleotides long. RefSeq lists its product as uncharacterized. The transcript has a single exon. Gene Ontology annotation, biological process: carbohydrate metabolic process. Bases 1 to 1761 code for a protein of 586 amino acids. NCBI's taxonomy places the organism in Eukaryota, Fungi, Ascomycota, Sordariomycetes, Glomerellales, Glomerellaceae. The record is from RefSeq and is a predicted model, not a curated record.